Molecule: messenger RNA, 1359 nt
Organism: Panicum hallii
Lineage: Eukaryota; Viridiplantae; Streptophyta; Magnoliopsida; Poales; Poaceae
Product: peroxidase 70
Exons: 4
Coding region: 87-1034 (315 amino acids)
Biological process (GO): hydrogen peroxide catabolic process; response to oxidative stress
Molecular function (GO): peroxidase activity; heme binding
Source: RefSeq, a predicted model, not a curated record
CGCAAACACUUGAACUUGGAAACUAAUAAAGGAUUGUAGUGCGGUGUAGUAGCUGCUGCAUAGAGUGGUGCUAGCUGCAGCUAGUCAUGGCCUCCUCCCUGUCAGUCCUGGUGAUCCUGUGCCUAGCGGCGUCGGCCUCGGCGCAACUGUCGCCGACAUUCUACUCUAGGUCGUGCCCCCGCGCCCUGGCCACCAUCAAGGCCGCCGUGACGGCCGCGGUGGCACGGGAGCCUCGCAUGGGGGCUUCCCUGCUCAGGCUCCACUUCCAUGACUGCUUUGUCCAAGGCUGUGACGCGUCGGUGUUGCUGAACGACACGGCCACCUUCACCGGCGAGCAGACUGCGUUCCCCAACGUGGGAUCGAUCCGAGGCUUCACCGUGGUCGACAACAUCAAGGCGCAAGUGGAGGCCGUGUGCCCACGUACCGUCUCCUGCGCCGACAUCCUCGCCGUCGCCGCCCGCGACUCCGUCGUCGCGUUAGGAGGGCCUUCAUGGAGGGUUCUUCUCGGGAGGAGGGACUCGACGACGGCGAGCUUAUCUCUGGCCAACAGCGACCUGCCGGCUCCGACCUUGGAUCUCGCCAAUCUCACCGCGGCUUUCGCCAGGAAGGGCCUUAGCAGAACCGACCUGGUUGCCCUCUCAGGAGCGCACACGAUUGGGCUGGCGCAGUGCCUGAAUUUCCGGGGUCACAUCUACAACGACACCAACGUGAACCCGGCCUUCGCGACGCUGCGCCGGGCCAACUGCCCCGCGGCGGCCGGCAACGGCGACGGCAACCUGGCGCCGCUGGACACCACGACGGCCACCGUGUUCGACAACGCCUACUACACCAACCUGCUGGCGCGGAGCGGGCUCCUGCACUCGGACCAGCAGCUGUUCAACGGCGGCGCCACGGACGGCCUGGUGCGCACCUACGCGUCCACCCCGACACGGUUCAACAGGGACUUUGGCGCGGCCAUGAUCAGGAUGGGGAACAUCAGCCCGCUCACCGGGUCGCAGGGCCAGAUCAGGCUCGCCUGCUCCAGGGUAAACUAGGACACACCCAUGCUGGAGCUCCCAUCCGACAGUGACCACGCAUGUGGGAGCAGUGUAAUAAGGCCGGUCGUUCGGCCACACAUGUCACUUGUGGUAGUGCUUCUGCUUGUACUGAUGGUCCAUGCGCAGGAUCGGAACAGCCCUUUCGUAAAUUGGUGAAACGACGACUGAGAAAGUGGCUUGUAGCCUACCCAUAUCAUGUACUCUGUCUGAAACUUGUGAGUGGGAGUGGCCCUCAUGCAAAUGCUUGUGGGACCCAUAGUUCUAUUGCCCAAUCAUGUUACAGUGUUGCAGUUUCAAAAUGUCAUGGUGCCAGUUUAAUUCA